This is a messenger RNA of Phytomonas sp. Hart1, 914 nucleotides long. NCBI's taxonomy places the organism in Eukaryota, Euglenozoa, Kinetoplastea, Trypanosomatida, Trypanosomatidae. The record is from the annotation of a GenBank genome assembly.
GUAUUAUCGAUUCUUUAGUUACAGUAUUCCAAAGGAAAAUUUCUUCUAAUUUAUUUUUCUCAUUGAGUGUGUUUUUACGUCAGGAUGUCUGAUGCAUAUUAUGGUCUUACAACCUUCAGUCCUUCAGGUAAGCUGGUUCAAAUUGAAUAUGCAACUACUGCAGCAAGUAAGGGUGUAACAACGCUUGGAAUUAAGGCAACAGAUGGUAUUGUUAUUGCUGCGAAGAAAAAAACUACAACACCACUUAUUGAUUCUUCAUCCAUACAAAAAAUGUUUGCUUUAGAUGAUCAUGUUGGAUGCACUUACAGUGGAAUGGGGCCGGACAGUCGUGUUCUCAUUGAUUCAGCACGAAAAUCUUGUCAACAGUAUAAGCUUACAUACCACGAACCAAUUCCUGUAAGCCAGCUUGUACGACAGAUCAGUUAUUUGUACCAAGAGUUUACGCAGUCUGGUGGUGUUCGCCCAUUUGGUUGCUCUCUUUUGGUAGCGGGUGUGGAUGCUAACGGCCAUCACCUUUAUCAAAUCGAUCCCAGUGGAACAUUUUGUGCAUGGAAAGCUACCGCUAUAGGGGAAGGAAGCUCUGAUGCAAAGUCUUUUCUUCAAAAACGAUACACCAGUGAUAUGGAAUUGGAAGAUACCAUUCACACUGCACUUUUAACGCUAAAGGAGGGGUUUUCUGGCAAGAUGACUGCAGAGAAUACACAAGUCGGGAGGGUUAUUGAGAAGCGUUUUGAAAUUUUAACUGUAGAUCAGCUACAUGAUUACCUAGACCAAAUUUGAUAUACUUUAAUAGUAUAAAGAGAAAAGCUCUAGUUUAAUUUAAGACUGGCUGUAAAAAUGUCUUGACCUAUAUAUAUAUUAUUGGAAUCAAUCACAAUGUGAAUUUCAUUAAAAAAAAAUAAGAAAAUGACAAA